Molecule: messenger RNA, 402 nt
Organism: Eurytemora carolleeae
Lineage: Eukaryota; Metazoa; Arthropoda; Copepoda; Calanoida; Temoridae
Product: F-box protein At3g58530-like
Exons: 1
Coding region: 1-402 (133 amino acids)
Biological process (GO): SCF-dependent proteasomal ubiquitin-dependent protein catabolic process
Cellular component (GO): SCF ubiquitin ligase complex
Molecular function (GO): protein binding
Source: RefSeq, a predicted model, not a curated record
AUGGGACUCCAUCAAGGAUUAGAGUCUUUUCCAAACCUGGAGUCACUAAAUUUGGCCGGUUGUCGUAACCUGACGGAUGAAGGACUAGUGGAGAUACUGAAAAUAUCUGGGAGUAAAAUCAGACUUCUAAAUCUAUCCCAAACUAGAAUAACUGGUACUGGAUUCCAUCAUGCAGGAGUAAAGUCCCUUCCAUACCUGGAGACACUGAAACGGUCUGGUUGGGGAAAACUAACAUAUGGAGGACUGGCAGAAAUGGUGAGAAAAUCUAAGAGUGAACUCGGAGAUCUAAAUCUCAAGCAAGCUAAAUCUCUUCCAAGCCUAGAGACACUGAACCUAUCUUAUUGUCAUAAAUUGACAGAUGAAGGACUGGGGGAGAUUCUGACAAUCUCUGGUAGUAACUAG